GACAGAUGGUACAACCAGGAAGUAGAAAAGCCUCGCAAAAUGGCCGCAGACUGUUUUGUCAAAUCAAAGAGGAAGUGUUUCUGUGAGAUUAUAAAGUCAUACCUGAAAGUCGAAGGGGUGUGGUGACCGCCAGUGUCUCUGAUGGAAGCCAUGGAGGAGCCAAGAAAGUCGCAGCUGCCUCUUUGACAGCUGCAGGAAGAACAACACAAGCUCCGCUCAUGUCUCCGAAUGUGCUUAGGGCCGUUAAAAAAAUUACCCCCGGGCCGCACUUUGGACACCCCUGCUGUGGGCUGACCAUAUUCUGAAAUCCCAAAAAGAGGACACAUAUAUUCGUGCCAAGGCGGUCAGCACGCCAAGGCCGGGACUAGUGUUGGCGCUAGGAAUUUUCAAAAUGGGGUGCCAUGGACCCCAGCAAGUCAUAAAAAUGGGUUCCCACUUUUUUGGUUAAGGGUGAGCUGGAGUCGAUGUCAGCUGAUUUUGGGCAAGAGGCGGUGUACACCCUGGACUGGCCGCCAGCCAAUCGCAGACUCUGUGUGUUGCCGCCGGUCAUUAAGGAAGCUCUUGCCUGCUGGUUUGUCACCUAUUUACCUCCUGCCAAACAACUAAGGAAGCUUCUCAUCGUUAAAGAAGAAUUACAAGGAGUCCAAGCUUCAAAGAGUAAAAAUAAGAAUCACAACAAAGAUGAAGUCCAGUCAAGGUCCACGUUCGAAGAGGAGGAGCAGAGGGAGAAGGACCAGUUGGCUGACAUUGCUAGAAAGAUGGAAGAAAAAUAUGCGGUCAAGAAAAAGCAGGAUCGCGUUCAAGACUUGAUUGAUAUCGGCUACGGUUAUGAUGAUGAAGACUCCUUCAUCGACAACUCUGAGGCUUAUGAUGAGUUUGUGCCAGCCUCUAUCACCACCAAAUUUGGGGGCUUCUACGUCAACUCCGGCGUGCUUCAUUUCCGCGAAGCUUCUGACACGGACGAGGAGAAAGCCCCUGACACCUCCAAAAAACGUAAACUUAAAGAGAGACAGGACUUCUCAAGCCCGAAGAAGAAACGCUGUAUCAAGGUUUUGGAGAACAAAAAGGAUCCAGGUGCAAAGUCCAGUGUGGCAUCUGAGACGGUGGGAGGCGGCGAGACGAUGCUGAUGGAGAAGAAGAAAAAGAAAAAGGCAGCCAGCACGCUGAGCGUCACCAGCAUGCUAAAAAAGUUCCGGCGUGAAAAGGAGCAGGAAAGACAGAAAAUGGAGAGAGCUCAUCAGCAAAUAGCUGCCCUCCCAGACACCUCGGUGAUGCCUCUGUGCCCGGCGGACGCGGGUGGUGGUGGCAGAGGUGGCGGAGGUGGUGGCUUAGGCUUGACCGAUCCGCUGCUCAGUUUGAUCGGAUCCACCAGCGAGCACGCCUUUCUCCAGGCCGCCAGCACGGUGGACUUUGACAUCGAUCUGGACUGUCUGUUGGAUGUCGGCGAAGAGAUGUCAUCGCCAAAAUCAACGACUCAGUCUUUGGCAGAAGCACAGCCUCCAUCGCAGCCCAACAUGGAUGAUCAAAACCAGCCUGCAUGCUCUUUCGAUGCGCCUCCGAGCAGGAAGAUGAGCCAAACACUGCCUGUACUGUGCGCCCCACUGCCUGAAGGACUCCCGCCCCUCCUGAAGGAAAGCAUCAAGAAACUGAUGUUGGUGGCCAAGACCUCGGAGGGAGAGUCCAAAGUCAAGUUCUUCACCCCAGAAGUUAACGCUGUCCUGCUGGAUAUUGAGUGUCAGUGUCGUGAGCAUGGCGGACAACUGCGCUCCAGAGUGUACACGCACCUGUCGUCCUUCCUGCCCUGCAGCAGAGAGACGCUCCUGAAACGUGUCAAGAAACUUAAACUUGCAGAGGACAUUUCCAAUGUGGAAAAUCCCGUGCAGAAACUGAAGGAUGCUAUCGGGCGAGCCAUGCUUGAGCAGAUUGCUUCUUUCAAUCAACAUUGUCAGGAAUACGAGCAAGUUAAGACUUUAAGGGCAGCUGUGGAGGGCAACGAUGUCAAACUUGGACACGGGAGCAAUGAGGAGAAAGUGGCGAAAAGAGGAGGAGGUCCGAAGAAGUUGUUCAAAUGGAAUGAGGAGAUCAGGGAGGGCCUGUGUAGUGUGCUGAAGGAAAAACUGAAUGUGUUUAGAAGCAAACCUGAAGGCACCCAGCAGCUGGAGGACUACCUCAAGGCCUUUUUAGACAUCAACAUUAAACCUCUUUGGCCUAAAGGCUGGAUGCAGUCCAGGGUGUUGAUGAGAGAAAGCAGGAAGUUGUUGGGCCUGCAGCCUUUAAUCCCAAUGAGGAGGCUGAAAUCAGAGAAGAAGCAGCAGCUGUCAAUCACCGGUGCUCCAUACAUUGGACCGUUCUCAGUUAAAGUGGAACCGCAGGACGCUCAUGAAGUGGCGGAAACUUCAAGUACGUCCUCCGUGACCUUGGUGGAAGCUUCAAACGUGUCCUACGUGAACAUAGAGUCCGAUACCGAAGUGAUCGUCCUGGAUUCAGAUUCUUCAUCGCCGCCGCAGACUGAAGAACGGCAGCUGAGAGUUUCACCGCUGAAUGCACUCACUGACCAGCCGCUGGCUCCCGUGCAGCCCCUGGCGCCCUCACAGGAGCUCAUGGCGGCCGCCGUCACCAAGUUCAAACGUUCCCUGCAGCACUGGAGCAUCAGCGCGGACAACGGCAGCCCGCCGCUACCUCCGCUGCCUCCUCAGUGCAGCCCUGUCAACUUUCCGGAAAGAGGCCUGUGUCAAGUGGUUCUGCCGCAGAUGCUGCAAAACUUCAUGGGGCCUACCAGGAGUGUUCGGCCGGCGACGCAGACGGGCUCGGAUGAUGUCAGUGUCUAACCACUGGCAGGUAAAGGUACAUCGAGAUACAAUAAAAUAUGUCUGAUGAAAUGUAAAAACUUCAAUUAUCUUCAAGGUGUAUGUUAUUUACAUGGGGAUGAAUGCUCAGUAGCUGGAGUCAAAGAAUUGUUACAUCAGAGCGGAAAUAAUAAAUAUAUUGCAAGUUA
Messenger RNA from Nerophis ophidion (straightnose pipefish), 2995 nucleotides. It is a transcript of the gene ubn1, whose product is annotated as ubinuclein 1. The record is from RefSeq and is a predicted model, not a curated record. Gene Ontology annotation, cellular component: nucleus. Lineage: Eukaryota; Metazoa; Chordata; Actinopteri; Syngnathiformes; Syngnathidae. The coding region runs from base 465 to 2828 and encodes 787 amino acids. The transcript has 18 exons.